Argentina anserina (silverweed cinquefoil) is the source of this 1585-nucleotide messenger RNA. RefSeq lists its product as uncharacterized. The record is from RefSeq and is a predicted model, not a curated record. Bases 596 to 1408 code for a protein of 270 amino acids. The transcript is spliced from 7 exons. NCBI's taxonomy places the organism in Eukaryota, Viridiplantae, Streptophyta, Magnoliopsida, Rosales, Rosaceae.
UCAAGAAGAGAAGGAAGAAUAAGAAGAAAAGGAGAAAGAGAAAGCUUUCUCUCUCUCUCGCUCUCUAGUCUUGGCCUUCGUCUUUGAGGCCUCUACGAUUUUUCUUCUGCUCUGUUUGUGUUUGGAAUUGAAAAGGCAUUUAAGGCAAAGGAUUCAUAGAGUUUAACUGUGUGUAAUGUCAAGGAUCUAAUCCCAAACUUCCUCUCUCUGUUCGUGUUUAGACAAAACUCGAAGCUCGGAAAGAUACAUUCGAGGAGUUACGGAACGUGUUCAAACUGGAAUCAGCUCGAUUGACUCUGAUAAUUGCGGUUUCCGAUCUCAAUUGUCUGAAAUUUAAAAGAGAGCUGGUCAAAAAUUUGAAGCUUAGAGGCACUUAUCGACAGAUUUCAUCGGUUUGUUGAAGAAUCCGUAGUGAUUCAACCAUUGCUGAUUCAUGAGUGUCAGGCGCGUCCGCUCUGAAUUGGAUACAUUUGGUUGUUUUUCGGCCGCAGAUUUGCGUUCUGUAUAGUUCUGGUGCCCAGCCGACCAGGUUUUGUGACAGGACGGAGUUGGCUCUGCGAGUUUAAUCUCAGUUUAUACAGGUGUACAAAAGGAGAUGGAAAAAGACUGUUUGAGGCACACCAAUAUUAACGACCCCAAGAAUAUUAGAGAGAGAACCGGAGGGGAUAGCUCACUUCUGUUGAGAUCUAGUCCUGAUAAAACGACGACGUCCGAGUUCGUUUUGCAGUGGGGGAAUCGUAAGCGGCUCCGGUGCAUGAAGAUUCAGGUUAAGGAUGACUCCAGCGGUGUCCCGGUUACCCGAACCACUGUUCGGGUCGACCGCCGGGUCAUCCGAUCCGACAAGGACUCGUCAACCACCAACGGGUAUUUAAAUCUCCGUCAACGACCGUCAUCGCCGCAACAACCGCCACUUCAGCGUGUCCUCAGAAACUCGGAGACUUCAAGUGCAGCUAUGAGAGCCCAUCAGAGCAACGGAGGAGCUGUUAGGGGAAUUGCUUCGCCUGACAGGGCCGGUGAUAAGAAAGGUACAGCUAACAACCACCACAACUAUCACCAUAAUGACAAUCACCACAAGUCGGCCGCGUCUUCCGAUAGCAAGAAGGGUGGCUCGUCAUCGGGGAGCGGCGACGCGGCUGCACCGCCGGUGGUGUGGCCGCCCAAGUUCGUGAUUGCCUUGACCAACAAAGAGAAGGAAGAGGAUUUCAUGGCCAUUAAGGGAUCCAAGCUUCCUCAGAGACCCAAAAAGAGAGCAAAGUUCAUCCAACGCACUGUCAAUCUGGUAACCCCGGGUGCAUGGUUGUGUGAUCUGACUCUAGAACGGUACGAGGUCAGAGAGAAGAAGAUCUCCAAGAAGAGACCGAGAGGAUUGAAGGCGAUGGGUACCAUGGUUGAGUCGGACUCGGAAUAGAGGCGGCUGUUAGUGUAAGUAGAGUGUUAUAGUGUAUUAUAGGAUUGUCUUGAUGAGGACAAAAGAACUUCUGAUCUGAUGGAUCUAGUUUUGUUUAGGGUUUUUUAUCAUAAAAACUCGCAGAAGUGUGUAAAUUCUUUCAAUAACGAACCGAUUCGUUUUUGGUCUUGUAUACAA